CAAAAACAAACAAGUGGUGAAAUCGCAUUCAUUCAUUUCAUUUCAUUCAACUGUUUGUCUCCACACUGUUCAACUUCUCAAACAAAACAAAACCCUUUCUUUCCUUUUGUCUUCGUUCGUGCGUGCGCUUUCUAUUUUCCCGCUUCUAUCAUCACCGUAAAAAGGGUUGGUUUCGGUUCGGUUCGGUUCUUUAACAUGGCACCGGUUACUCGUAGAACCUCUUUCCCCAAAGUUCACAUUGAAAGAGACUCUGACUCUGAACAGAGUUCUUCUUCUGAUGAAGAAGAACCACUCGAAGAAGAAGGACCACUCGAAGAAGAAGAAAAUGGGGUUGUUGAAAAUGAAAAGAUUGAGAAACUGGAAGUGGGUUUUGAUGCUAAUAGAAAAGGGAAAACACCCAUUACGCUAACUCUCAGAAAAGUUUGUAAGGUGUGUAAGAAGCCUGGUCAUGAAGCGGGUUUUAAGGGUGCUACUUAUAUUGAUUGCCCUAUGAAACCUUGUUUUCUUUGUAAAACUCCUGGACAUACCACUUUGAAUUGUCCACAUCGGGUCACUACUGAGCAUGGUGUUGUUCCGGCACCCCGCAGAAAAACUUCUAAGCCUUUGGAGUAUGUGUUUGAACGCCAGCUAAGACAUGCCAUUCCUUCAAUCAAGCCCAAAUGUGUGAUUCCAGACCAAGUGAAUUGCGCUGUUAUCAGAUAUCAUAGUAGACGGAUAACAAGCUUGGAGUUCCACCCUACGAAGAAUAACAUCCUGUUGUCGGGAGAUAAGAAAGGACAACUUGGAGUCUGGGAUUUUGAGAAGGUUCACGAGAAAGUGGUCUAUGAUGACAAACACUCUUGUAUACUGAACAACAUGAAGUUUAAUCCUACAAAUGAUUGUAUGGUCUAUUCCGCAUCCUCAGAUGGAACCAUUAGUUAUACUGAUUUGGAGACUGGAAUGUCAUCCUCUCUGAUGAACCUGAAUCCUGAUGGAUGGCAUGGGCCAAACACCUGGAAAAUGCUUUAUGGUAUGGAUAUUAACUGCGAGAAAGGUCUUGUGCUCGUGGCCGAUAACUUUGGUUUUCUUCACUUGGUCGACAUGCGGUCCAAUCAUAGGAAUGGUGAUGCAGUUUUGAUCCAUAAAAAAGGUAGCAAAGUUACUGGUAUCCAUUGCAAUCCAAUGCAACCAGACAUCCUUUUGACUUGUGGAAAUGAUCAUUAUGCGCGCAUUUGGGACAUGCGUCGCUUAGAAGCUGGAUCAUCCCUCUGUAGCCUUGAGCACAAGCGUGUUGUUAACUCUGCAUAUUUCUCUCCAAUAACUGGAAACAAAAUUCUUACUACAUCACAGGACAAUCGUCUCCGUAUAUGGGAUUCUAUCUUUGGUAAUAUGGCAUCUCCCAGCCGAGAAAUUGUGCAUAGUCAUGAUUUCAAUCGCCAUUUAACACCCUUCAAAGCUGAAUGGGAUCCAAAGGAUCCAUCAGAGUCACUUGCUGUUAUUGGCCGUUAUAUAAGCGAAAAUUUUAAUGGCACAGCCCUGCAUCCUAUUGAUUUUAUAGAUACAAGUACAGGGCAGUUGGUAGCAGAAGUCAUGGACCCGAACAUCACAACCAUCAGUCCGGUGAAUAAGCUUCAUCCACGUGAUGAUAUCCUGGCAACUGGGAGUUCUAGGUCUCUGUUCAUUUGGAAGCCAAAGGAAAAAUCUGAGAUGGUCGAGGAGAAGGACGAAAGCAGAAUUGUGGUUUGUGGAAAAGCUGAGAAGAAACGUGGUAAGAAGAAAGGUGAUAACAGCGAUGAAUCCGAUGAUGAUGGAUUCAUUUCCAAGCUCAAGAAGCCCAAAUCCAAGCAGACUGAAUGGAAAUUGUCUCGCUGCUCGACAAAGGAUAAUCGCUAAAAUGUGCAUUUCAGUUUUUUGUGCGUGAAGGUUUUCUAAUCCAAACUGCUAAGUGCUAACCAUGUAUAGGUUACCACGCUCCCUUCUUUUGGUUUUUGGGGCUGGGGCAAUGAUUUUGUAUAAUAUGCAUGCGACUUCUCUUUUGGGGUACUAAUAGUAAUAGUGUAUAAUAUGCAUAAUAGAUUGGUAGAUGACUUCUCUUUGUAUAGGUUUUCUCUCAAGCUUUAGAUUGAGAGAUCCUAUCUUCACGCUUUUGUAUUUUAAUAUUUCUAUUAACGUCUUCAACUUCUUCCAUAUGGAUAAAAUUUGGUUGGCUUGAGAGAACUCA
Medicago truncatula (barrel medic) is the source of this 2200-nucleotide messenger RNA. Its product is annotated as protein DAMAGED DNA-BINDING 2. The transcript is spliced from 11 exons. The record is from RefSeq and is a predicted model, not a curated record. Lineage: Eukaryota; Viridiplantae; Streptophyta; Magnoliopsida; Fabales; Fabaceae. The coding region runs from base 196 to 1872 and encodes 558 amino acids. Gene Ontology annotation, cellular component: Cul4-RING E3 ubiquitin ligase complex; nucleus. Gene Ontology annotation, molecular function: damaged DNA binding; protein binding. Gene Ontology annotation, biological process: DNA repair; response to UV.